Branchiostoma belcheri (Belcher's lancelet) is the source of this 1362-nucleotide messenger RNA. Its product is annotated as alcohol dehydrogenase [NADP(+)]-like. The transcript is spliced from 11 exons. Gene Ontology annotation, molecular function: aldose reductase (NADPH) activity. The coding region runs from base 128 to 1063 and encodes 311 amino acids. NCBI's taxonomy places the organism in Eukaryota, Metazoa, Chordata, Leptocardii, Amphioxiformes, Branchiostomatidae. The record is from RefSeq and is a predicted model, not a curated record. Gene Ontology annotation, cellular component: cytosol.
GUAGAGUUAUAAAGUAUUAGACUAAGCCGGGAAAGCUGCAAGGUUAUAGGUCAUCUUCUUAGUGACGUCUACUCCAACAGGCAAGAGAGACUCAAGUUCAGAUACACGUCGAGGCGAGGCUGGAAAGAUGACCUGCCCUGCGGUAAAACUGUCGACCGGAGCGUCCAUGCCUCAAGUUGGGCUGGGGACCUGGCAGUCGAAAGACAACGAGUGUUACGAAGCGGUGAAGGCUGCUCUAGACGCGGGAUAUCGCCACAUCGACACCGCCGAACUCUACCAGAACGAGAAGGAGAUCGGGCGGGCUCUGAAGGAGAAAAUGGGCGCAGGAAUGGCGAGGGAGGAUGUCUUCGUCGUCAGCAAGCUUUGGAACACCAGGCACCACCCUGAUGACGUCAUGCCUGCCUGCCAGAAGAGUCUGGACGAUCUGGGACUAGACUACCUGGACCUGUACCUCAUGCACCAUCCAUUCCCAUGGGCGAGAGGAGACAACCUACUGCCUAUUACUGACGGCAAGGCUGAACAUUCUGAUGUCCCCUUCAUGGAUACCUGGAAGGCGAUGGAGAAUCUGGUGGAUGCAGGCCUGGUGAAGGCCAUUGGUGUGUCCAACUUCAACAUCUCACAGAUGGAGGAGGUUCUGACCAAUGGGAGGAUCAAACCAGUUGUCAAUCAAGUGGAGAGUCAUCCUUACGUGACGUGUAACCGAAUGUUGGAGUUCUGCACCGAGAAAGGCAUUGUGAUGACGGCCUACUGUCCUCUUGGUGCACCUGGGGAUAUUGCUGAUCACGGGCUGGCUGUGUUGGAAGACCCAGAAAUCAAGAAAAUCGCCGAGAAACACGGGAAGUCAGCCGCGCAGGUGUGCCUGCGUUGGCAGGUGCAGCGAGGCGUGGUCGUCAUCCCGAAGAGUUUGAGGGCCACAAGGAUGGUGGAGAACUCUCAGAUUUUUGACUUCAAGCUGACUGCAGCUGAGGUGGAGACCAUCAAUAACCUGAACCAGGACAAGCGGGUUUACAAGUGGGAAUGGAGCAAGGAUCAUCCACAGUGGCCCUUUAAUGAGAAGUUCUAAACUACCAGGACCGUAACACAAUUACUGACGAGAACCAAUCCAAAUCAAGACUCUGUAUUGUUGUAACCUUAUAGUAUUGUCACAUGUAAUAGUAAUUAAUGUUCGCUCCUUUAUAUCCAUGGACUAGUAAUGCUAUUUGCGUAUCAAAGGAAUAACAUCAUAUGCUACAGUUGCUACAGUAUGGUCAAUAAUACUGGGUUUGGUAUCCCUAUAUUACACACUGAAACUUAUUUCAUUUGGCCAUGGAUUCGUUCCUCUACCUUCUUCACUCCAUCAUUUUAUAAACUCUAGUUACAUUG